Molecule: messenger RNA, 1581 nt
Organism: Nannizzia gypsea CBS 118893
Lineage: Eukaryota; Fungi; Ascomycota; Eurotiomycetes; Onygenales; Arthrodermataceae
Product: aerobactin siderophore biosynthesis protein iucB
Exons: 2
Coding region: 1-1581 (526 amino acids)
Source: RefSeq, a predicted model, not a curated record
AUGCCUGCGUCUACCACUGUCCUUCUCCCUGAUGGUUACACGCUCAAUGUAACCCCAGUUUUUGGAGGAUACUCCUUUAAGAGUAGUAAAAUCGGCGAUGGCAACCUUCUGCCACCAGGGUGGUCAAUCGUUAUAAACACCCUGCGCGACCCUAAGGCUUCUAAAGCCGAGGAAGCCUCCAAGUCGGAUUUCGAUGAAACUCCCCAAAACGAAGACGAGAAUCCAUUCGACUGGGAGUCAAGCCGUUAUACCCACCCGACGCUAAACAGCGACUAUAUCUUCAUAUCAUCAAUCCACCUUCCUUCAAGCAAAGCUAUUAUACCAAAAUCUAUCGCAACAUGUCAAAUUGCGCUGAUUCUUUGGUCAACGUUAUACUGGUACUUCCACCAAGCGGCCCCGAACAACCGUGUCACAAACGACAAGUCAGUCACAGUCCCGGAGCGUGCUCGACCAAAGGGGGAAUGGCAGGUGCAUAUUAGGCAUGAAGGAGUUCUUAAGGGUCGGAAUUUAUUGCUCAAAUUUGAGAGAAUGGGUCUGGUUACAACGGAGAACUCAGUUGUUGGCCUCGAAGAUCCCAAUGGCCCUCCUGAAGACCUAGACAUGUUUGUCAGCCGUAGGAGUUUUUGGCAGAUUGAUCCUCAUAUCUUUCUCUUCUCGCUGACACCAGAUAUGACACUGAAGUCAGAAUCACCAUGCUGUUCAGGGACCACCUCCCCGUCUCGAGCAGAGAGUUACAACGGCGGAGACCGAAACAACCGAAGGACCGCUUCCCCUUCACCGUUGGGCUCAUUUUACUCAAGUGGCCAUGUACCGUCCUAUUUCCCUCCAUCACCGGCCCAAUGGGUCAUGCUCGAUGGGUGGCUUCGGCAUCCAAUCCGCCAAAAGCCUCCUCGCCAGGGUGAAACAUUUUACAUCCGCCACAUUCCUAGUCUGCAGAAAACGCUGUCGUUUAGAGUCCCAAUUCUCUCUGCAAAUUCACCUGAUACCGAGGAGAAUGCGAUAGGUCGACACCGUAGGGCACUAUACAUCAGCCGUAAUAAUAUGUCUGAGGGCAUCAAAUCCUUGGUACUCAAACCUGGAAGAUCAGAUCUUGAAUUGUUGCAUACAAUAUUAAACAGUCAGAAAGCCAAGGAAACAUGGGAUUCUGGUGGCCCUAUUGAUAUCCAAGAGGAAUUUAUUAAGGCUCGUCUUACCUCGAAGAACCUAUUUCCUGCAAUAGGAUGUUGGAACGGCAAGCCGUUUGGCUAUUUUGAAAUAUUCUGGGUCAAGGAGGGCUCGGUAAAGCGACCCUUGCCUGUCAUGGUUGACGAUUUUGACCGCGGCCUUCGAUGUGUGGUUUUAGACGAAGAAGAUAAGAGGCCUCAUCAAACCCAGGUAUGGCUUAAUGCACUUAUUCAUUAUUGUUUUUUGGCGGAUAACAGAACCCAGGCUAUUACCAUCGGGCCCAGAAUUGAUGACGAAGAGUAUCUUUCUAGCCUUAUCGAAGCGGGUUUCUAUAAGGAAGGAGAGUUUGCUCUCCCAAACAAACAAUGUGCUAUAAUGAGGCUCAAGAGAGACAACUGGGAGGCUCCAACGCUUUGA